Messenger RNA from Kazachstania africana CBS 2517, 1533 nucleotides. RefSeq lists its product as uncharacterized. Gene Ontology annotation, molecular function: L-alanine:2-oxoglutarate transaminase activity; pyridoxal phosphate binding. The transcript has a single exon. The record is from RefSeq and is a predicted model, not a curated record. Lineage: Eukaryota; Fungi; Ascomycota; Saccharomycetes; Saccharomycetales; Saccharomycetaceae. Bases 1 to 1533 code for a protein of 510 amino acids. Gene Ontology annotation, biological process: biosynthetic process.
AUGCCCCCAAUAACCAGCUCAACUUCAGGCACCUCAAACACGCCAACAAGUGAUUCUAAUACUCAUGACUUCGAACCAGCGCCUAAAAUAUCCGUAGCUGAUCUGAACCAAAAGAUAAUAAAUGCUGAGUAUGCCGUUAGAGGAUCGAUCGCGAUGAGAGCGGAGGAGUUAGAAUUUGAAUUGUAUCACAAGACUCAGCCCCACAGUUUUCCAUUUGAGAGAAUUAUUUACGCAAAUAUAGGUAACCCUCAACAACUUGAUCAGAAACCACUAACUUUUUCGAGACAAGUCAUGUCGAUUUUGGAAUAUCCUGGGCUAUUGAAAUUCAAGGAUGUUUUACUAUCUCAAGGUAUCUAUAAGAAGGACGCUUUGGAGAGAGCAGAAUUAUUACAAUCUCAAAUUGGAGCUUCAGUUGGUGCAUAUUCAUUAGCACAAGGUGUCUAUGGCAUUAGAGAAACAACGGCAAGGUUUAUUUCUAAAAGAGAUAAUUGCGAAGCUGCAUCCGCGGAUGAUAUAUUUUUAACAGAUGGAGCUUCAAAAGCUGUUACUUACCUUAUGAUGGCGCUAUGUCAGAAUGAGCAUACUGGUAUUUUGAUUCCUAUCCCGCAAUAUCCCUUAUACACGGCAUCUAUAUGCAUUCAUAAUGCAAAGAUGUUACCAUAUUACCUAGAUGAAGAAUCUGGCUGGUCCACAAAAGUUGAGGAAAUCGAAAACUCCGUCAUUAAUGCAAUUGAGAAUGGUAUCAAACCCUCCGCUAUGGUGGUUAUAAAUCCUGGAAACCCUACGGGAGCAGUCUUAUCCGUCGAUGUGAUUCAAAGGAUUAUCACUGUGGCAGCUAAGUAUGGAAUUGUAUUGAUUGCUGAUGAAGUGUAUCAAGAUAAUAUUUUCAACGGAGAAUUCCACUCUAUGAAAAAAAUACUUAGACAAUUACAAAAGAAAUAUCCAGGAAAAUAUGAUAACGUUCAAUUAGCUUCACUUCAUUCCACGUCAAAAGGAGUAUCAGGAGAAUGUGGACAGAGAGGUGGCUACAUGGAAAUUGUUGGAUUUUCUGAUGAAGUGAGGCAUUUGCUUUUAAAAUUGGCUUCCAUUAACAUAUGCUCUGUUGUCACAGGCCAGGCACUUGUAGAUUUAAUGGUUGAUCCACCACAUGUUGGUGAUGAAUCCUAUGAAAAGGAUCAAGAAGAAAGAAAUGAAAUUCAUUCUACACUGAAAAAGAGAGCAGAUAAAUUAUAUGACACUUUUUCUAAUCUAGAGGGUAUUGAAUGCCAAAAACCACAAGGUGCUAUGUAUCUUUUCCCCAGAUUAAUUCUUCCCGAUAGGGCAAUUGAAGAGGCCAAGAAACUGCAGAUGGAAGCGGAUGAAUUUUACUGCCAUAAAUUGCUAGAAAAUACAGGAAUAUGCACAGUCCCAGGUUCAGGAUUCGGCCAAAGAGAGGGCACCUAUCAUGUAAGAACCACCUUUUUGUCACCAGGCACCGAAUGGAUUGAUGACUGGAAGAAAUUCCACGAAAAAUUUAUGAAAGAAUAUCAAUAA